Aedes albopictus (Asian tiger mosquito) is the source of this 884-nucleotide messenger RNA. RefSeq names its product histone H2A. NCBI's taxonomy places the organism in Eukaryota, Metazoa, Arthropoda, Insecta, Diptera, Culicidae. The coding region runs from base 55 to 429 and encodes 124 amino acids. The record is from RefSeq and is a predicted model, not a curated record. Gene Ontology annotation, biological process: heterochromatin formation. The transcript has a single exon. Gene Ontology annotation, cellular component: chromatin; nucleosome. Gene Ontology annotation, molecular function: protein heterodimerization activity; structural constituent of chromatin; DNA binding.
AUUUCUCAUCAGUACUGUUUCGUAUAUCAUAUCGUUAGCACCCGCUCUAUCAAAAUGUCUGGCCGUGGCAAAGGAGGAAAAGUUAAGGGAAAGGCAAAGUCCCGCUCGAAUCGCGCCGGAUUGCAAUUCCCAGUUGGUCGUAUCCAUCGUCUGCUUAGGAAGGGUAAUUAUGCGGAGCGCGUUGGUGCCGGUGCUCCAGUCUAUCUGGCUGCCGUGAUGGAAUAUCUGGCUGCUGAAGUGCUUGAAUUGGCAGGAAAUGCUGCCCGUGAUAACAAGAAGACCCGUAUUAUCCCACGUCAUUUGCAGUUGGCCAUCCGUAACGAUGAGGAAUUGAACAAGCUUCUGUCUGGAGUUACCAUCGCUCAAGGUGGUGUGCUGCCUAACAUUCAGGCAGUGCUGUUGCCCAAGAAAACCGAAAAGAAGGCCUAAACCAACUAUUGAUAUCGUUGCAACAAAAACCGUCCUUAUCAGGACGACCAUAAAAUUUUGAUGCAAGAGUUACUUUAGAAAAAGAUUUUAUAUAGGUGCAUGAUUUUAAUACCCGGUAGAAAUUGACUAUCUCCUCUCCAUGUCUUUGUUUCAUGCAAGAUAAGCACCACUAACACAAAUCAUUUUUACGCUUUUGAUAACAAAUGGUGUAAAUUUUCAUUUCACAGGGACCAGUUCUAAAAUUUAACAGUAUUUUACAAAACGUCGAACCAAGACGAGCACAUAAAAUAAAUCGAUUAGUUUUACGUAUCAGGGAUUAACGAUGACAAAUAAUGAACAGAUGAAAUAAGGUGAGGUGAAUUUAAAGGACUAGUUUGAAAUAUUUCAAGAAAUAUCGUGCGUUACGCGAAUAAUCAUAAAAACUCGAAUGGUUGUUACAAAUUAUUCAGAAAAAU